AUGGCCAGUCCAACGUCCACCUCACCACCGCUGAAACAUGAGGCCUGGGCAUCCCCCAAGCUGUGGGCAGAAGCCCAUCCCAGCCCGGACCCGCUUCUGUUCCUGCAGGCCCUGUAGACACUGUGGUCCACGCGGGAGCUGCGGCAGCUCCGGGAGGAGGCCCGGCGGGGCUUUGCGGCCCUGGCCGACCCGCGGAUGGUGCUCCUGGACAUGCUGGAGAGCAGCAGGGGCUGGCGGCGGAAGGGCCCCUCCCUGGAGGCCUGGCUCACCUGGGAGCUGGCGCACUGGCUGCCCGCACAGCCGCUCCCAAGGCUGGCCCAGGGCAGCUCGGGGCCAAAGCAGCUGCAGGCCCGUGCAGUCAGGGUCCUCGCUGAGAGCCCCUCUGGUCUCGUGGAGCCGCUGGCCAGCAUCUUCCAGCUGCAGGACGCAGACCGGGGCCCCCUGCUGACUCACGUCCACUGGCUCCACCAGGAAGGCAAGUUCAAAGAAGCUGCUCUGCUGGGCCUGAAGCUGAGGCUGCAGCCCCUACUCGAUGUUGAAAAGGUGAGCACUCCGCUGCUCCUGCAGGACAGGGUGGCCAUCGCAGAGCGCUACGUAGCCGGCUUCCCAGACCUCCAGAGGAGGCUGCUGGCCCUCCUGGACUCCUGGUGCCAGCCCGGCUUUGACAUCAGAGUUGUGGCCAGGUGACUCCCACAGGUGACUCCCCUGCGGCUAGAGAGGCUAAGCCCCAGAGUGCUGAGUCGGCAGGGGCGUAGGGUGCAGGCCCUGUCCUGCCCUGAGCUCUGUGGUCUUUCCACAGCGCUGUGUCCCCACACCGUCGCUCAGCAGCGCCUGGCGGCCCUGCGCCACCUGUGUCGUGGAGGUAAUUGUCCCUCACUCUUGCAGGGUAGCUGGUGUCGGGAGAACUGGACUGAGCACAUGCAGGCCCUGGUGGGACAGGACGACCAGCUGCAGGACGAGCUGCUGCGGUGGCUGGCCUCUCCCGACAACCAGGCCGUGGCCGCCCAGUGCGCCCUGGACCUCUUGCUGCCUGAGGCACAGCUGCCAGUCGUGGCCGCUGAGCUCCCCCGGCUCAGACUCCAGGGGCGGGCUGCUGAGGUGCGUUCCGAGAGCCGAAGGGAUGAUGUCUACCAGCUGCCCAUCGCCAGCGGGGACAUCCAUUUCCCGGCCUCCGGGGAGGACCUAGCCAGGCAUGAGGAGGAGCUCCUGCAGCCCGGCCAGGUGCUCGCUGUGGAUCCGGAGUGGCGACCCUCAUUUGGCACAGGGGGCCGGCCCCAGGCAUCCAUCCUGCAGCUGGCGGUGAAGGGCCAUGUGUUCCUGCUGGACCUGCCUGUGCUCUCACGGCCAGUGGGAGGGCAGGUGUCCCAGGCCUUCUCCAGGCUGGUCUCCCAGAUGCUCUCGGAUCCCUCCAUCACUAAGUUGGGUUACGGGAUGUCAGGGGACCUUCGGAGCCUGGGUGCUUCCUGCCCUGCCCUCGCUCACAUGGAGAAGCAGCUGCGGGACAGUGUAGAUCUGCUGCAGGUGCACAGGCAGAUGCGGGUGGGAGAUAAGCCAGCUCUAGGCAGAGGUGAGGCCACGGGGCUGCGGGGCCUCAGCCUCCUGGUGCAGCAGGUUCUGGGCAAGCCCCUGGACAAGGCGCAGCAGCUCUCUAACUGGGACCGGCGGCCGCCGAGUGAGGGGCAGCUGGUGUACGCAGCUGCUGAUGCCUACUGCCUGCUGGAGGUGUACCAGGCUCUGUGCAGAGAACCUGCCCGGUUCUGCCUGUCUGAGGACCUAGCCAGGAGCCUGAGGCCAGCGAGCAGUGAGAGGUCAGAGGCCUGGGAGCCGCCCGGCCUGCAGGAGGCCUCAGCCUUGGCUUGGCCGGCUCGGCCCUCAGAGCUCUCACCCCCAUCAAGACCAGGGAGGGGGUCAGGGGCCCGCGGGCUGCUGAGCCAAGCCGUGUGGCAGGAGCCUGUGGCUGAGAAGCAGGACACCGCCCCUGAGGUCCCCGUCAGGGCGUUCCGUGCAGUGUGUGACAGCAUGCUCCAUGGGCUGGCCCGGAGCCUGCGAUGCCUGGGGGCCGACGUGUUGACGCUGGGCGCCGGCGAGGACCACCGCAGGGCUGCGGAGGUUGCCAGGCAGGAGGGAAGGAUCAUCUUGACCUCAGGGCUGCCGUACCACAAGCUCCGGGCCCAGGUCGGGGCUGGGCGCUGCGUGUCGGUAGAUUGCUCCCUCAGGGCCCAGCAGCGGGCAAAGGCCGUGCUCAAGCAUUUCAACGUGCGCGUCACCCCUGCCGACAUCUUCAGCCGCUGCCAGGCCUGUAACUGCGACCAGUACCUGAAGGUCUCCAAGGAGAUGAUGAAGCAGCUGGUGUGGCUUGGCAGCCACCGGGAAGGCCCCAGAUUGGCAGGUGAUGAGGCCAGCCCCAGCGCAGACUUACAGGAGGCAGGCUCAGCCCCGGAGGAGGCCCCUGGGAGCUGCACCCAUGACCUGCCCUGCCGCUGGCUGGAGGCGGCCGAUCUGCAGUCCCACGCGCCCGCCGUCCUGCGCAACGGCACCUGACUGCAGCUGGCGGGGGUCCCGGAGGGUGUGCUGCAGCGGCAGGGCCCACGCCCCUUCUACUGCUGCACUGGCUGUGGCAAGGUCUUCUGGGAGGGCUCCCACCUGGGCCGCAUCACCACACAUUUCCUCGAAGUCCUGGAUGGGGCCUCCAGGCCCUGCCGCCCCCCGCCCUAUCCUGUCAGCGGCCUCCCCUGA
Lontra canadensis (Northern American river otter) is the source of this 2736-nucleotide messenger RNA. RefSeq names its product exonuclease 3'-5' domain containing 3 (gene EXD3). Gene Ontology annotation, molecular function: 3'-5' exonuclease activity; nucleic acid binding. The record is from RefSeq and is a predicted model, not a curated record. Gene Ontology annotation, biological process: nucleobase-containing compound metabolic process. NCBI's taxonomy places the organism in Eukaryota, Metazoa, Chordata, Mammalia, Carnivora, Mustelidae.